This is a messenger RNA of Lagopus leucura (white-tailed ptarmigan), 4003 nucleotides long. RefSeq names its product stonin 1 (gene STON1). Gene Ontology annotation, cellular component: synaptic vesicle; AP-2 adaptor complex. The record is from RefSeq and is a predicted model, not a curated record. NCBI's taxonomy places the organism in Eukaryota, Metazoa, Chordata, Aves, Galliformes, Phasianidae. Bases 190 to 2388 code for a protein of 732 amino acids. The transcript has 4 exons. Gene Ontology annotation, molecular function: clathrin-cargo adaptor activity. Gene Ontology annotation, biological process: synaptic vesicle endocytosis; clathrin-dependent endocytosis; regulation of endocytosis.
CCUGACACCCAUCCUCCAUGUCUGCACCCGCUCGGUGUUGAGGUACAGCUCUGCCACGCGCUUCCUUCUCCGCAUCAUCAUUAUAGCCACCCUGGGCAUCAGCAUCCUUGUGACCUGGAGGCUUCUCUGGACGCCAGGAGAUGGUUUGUCGGUGAUAUAUCUGCGAGUGCUUCAGAUUUCUCCUACAAGAUGUGUUCCACAAAUCCAGCCAACUGGGUUACCUUUGAUGAUGAGCCACUCUUCCAGUCACCUCAGAAACUGGUUCAUAAUCAGAGCAGUUGUAAAGCAAAUGGACUGAAACUCAAUCUCUCUACUGUGCAUGAAUCUUCAAGUCGAUCAUCUUCUACAGGUAGCACUCUACUCUCAUCUCCUGUUGUCGACUUCUACCUGAGUCCUGGCCCACCCAGUAACUCUCCACUUACUACACCUACCAGAGAAUACCCAGGCAUCCAGAAGCACGGGAUUCAUGUCCUUUAUCCUAUUCCUGAAUGGCCGCCAAAUGCUAACCCUCCAUCACCUGGGGUUUGCUCUUCCCUAGCCUUGCAGAAACCCAGCAGCCUUCUUUUGACUAAUGAUGGUUCAGUUAAGACUUCAUUCUCCAAAUCAGUAGAUGAAGGAAACACUGGUCUGCAAGGAAGCUGUGACAAGUCAGAAGAGUCAUCAGCAGCAGGACAGUUCCCAUACUUCCAGACCGACUGUGGUUUUUCCAGUCCCUUUUGGAAGGAAGGAUGCUCGCUCAGCACAUCACCAGCUAACAUUAAUGUGUACGGGAAGGAUAAAGUACUUGAUAAGGGCACUUGUCAUUCUAAAGAAAAAGAGAUUUGCCAUGAUCAGAAGAGCCUUAACCAGGGCUCCUUCAGCUACAUCUGUGAGAGGCUUGAACACCUGCAAACUGAUGGCUCUGAUGCUGUGGGAGCUCUGCCCAUCUCCGGUUCUCAUGAAUGGCACAAAGAUCCCCCAGCUGUUCCUCACAGCCUGUUCAGGAGCCGGAAAGCUGAUGGAUGGCCGUUCAUGCUGAGGAUUCCUGAAAAGAAGAAUAUGAUGUCAUCUCGGCAAUGGGGCCCUAUUUACCUUAGGGUCCUAGCUGGAGGAAUAUUACAGAUGUACUAUGAAAAAGGACUCGAAAAACCUUUCAAAGAAUUCCAGCUUCAGCCACACUGUAAGCUAUCUGAACCCAAAUUAGAGAGCUAUAAUGUUUCAGGAAAAAUUCACACCGUGAAGAUUGAGUGUGUAUCUUAUACAGAGAAAAGAAGGUAUCAUCCAAAGGUAGAAGUGAUCCAUGAGCCAGAGAUUGAGCAAAUGCUAAAGCUGGGAACCACAGAUUAUAAUGACUUCACUGACUUCCUUGUAACAGUUGAGGAAGAGCUUAUGAAGCUUCCUACUACUUCUAAACAAAGGAGAAAUUAUGAAGAGCAAGAAAUGACUCUGGAAAUAGUGGAUAACUUUUGGGGAAAAGUCACUAAAGGAGAAGGAAAGCUUGCAGAAAGUGCUGUUAUCACACAUGUUUAUUGUUUGUGUUUUGUGAAUGGAGGUACGGACUGCUUUCUAACUCUAAACGACCUGGAACUCCAGAAGAGGGAUGAGCGUUACUUUGAGAAGGAGGUGGAGAAGAAAUGGAUCAAUAUUCUUGAUUGCCAUUUCCACAACUGCGUCAAAAUGCAGGAAUUUGAGCAAUUGCGAAUUAUCAAGUUUACACCCCCUGAUGCCUGUAGGCUGGAGCUAAUGCGCUUCAGGACACAAUAUCAUGGAGAAGACCUUCCAUUUUCUCUGAAGGCAAUGGUAGUAGUUCAGGGGGCAUAUGUAGAACUUCAAGCUUUUAUAAAUAUGUCUUCAACUGCUCUGAUCUCAACACGGUUGCCCUCUGUGAAAUGCUGUGAAAAUGUUAUGAUACACUUUCCAGUACCUGCACAGUGGGUCAAAGCACUUUGGACCAUGAACUUGCAAAGGCAGAAGUCCCUAAAAGCAAAAAUGAAUAGAAGAACGUGCCUUGGUUCUUUACAUGAGAUCGAAUCUGAUCCUGUAAUACAAGUCUCAGUUGGAACGGCAAAAUAUGAGAGUGCCUACAGGGCUGUUGUGUGGAAGAUAGACAGGCUUCCAGAUAAAAACUCAAGUGCAGAUCAUCCACACAGCCUGUCCUACAAACUGGAGCUAGGAUCAGACCAGGAAAUACCUUCUGACUGGUAUCCAUUCGCCACUGUGCAGUUUGUCAUUCAUGAUACCUGUCCCUCAGGGACAGAAGUGAAGUCACUGGGCGUAGAGAGUGAUGUGCAGCCCCAGAAGCAUGUGAUUCAGAAAGCUUUUUACCAUUGCCAGGUUGAAAUUGAAAAGAAGUGGAUUCGGCUUGAUGGAGAAGAUCCAGAUAAGGCUGGCAACUGCUUGAUGCAGUGAAAGAGAACAGCGGGCAUCACUGUAGGGUAUUUACACAGGAAAUUCUAUUGUUAGAAACAGCGCAAUGACCUACUUUCACAUAAAAGAAGUCGCUGAAUAUAUUUUUAAGUGCUUUUGGGUUUGAUUCUGCAAAUCGGCGCUCAUUCUGUUGGCUUGUGUUCAAGUCAUGUUCCUGUCAAGGGAAAACUGAUGGACAAGGUCUGCUUAUAAAGGUUUGCAAGAUAUGAGCACUUAUUUGACUGAUCACAAUAUAUUUUUUUCCUCUUGCAUAUCUAUGACUUGGGAACUCUCAUAUUCCACAUUGAAACCUAACGGCACUACUCAAAGAGUUUGAGUCACUUGGAUAUAUAAUACUCAGCAAUAAAACCUGCCAGGGCUCUUACAUGCAGACCAGCAUCUGUGUAGAGUCCAGCAGGACCAAUUACAUUUUUUUAGUGAUGCUUGAAAUGCUCCAUCCUCCAUAUUUCUGUUCUCCACAAUUUAUGUGAGCAGAACAAAUUGUAAUAUUAUUCUCUAUGAGAGCUUCAACUAAUGAGUUAGAACCAGGGUGAUUUCACUGGUAAAAUGGGAAAGGUUCUCCUGCAGUAAUAUUCCUCAUUUCCUUCCCAGCACUUCUGUCUGUGUCAGCAUUAGACUUUUUUUUUCCCUCUGCUGCAGCAAGCGAGGGGGCAGAUCCUCAGCCAGCAUAAAUCAGCCCAGUUCCAUUUCAUUUGAUGAAGCUCUGAUAAUUUACACCAGCAGAGGGCUUUGCUCACAAAUUGAAAAAUUGGUGACUUGCUACCAAUUGCUCCUUUAGGAUGCAGGGUCCAGAUAUUGCUUUGGAAACUGCAGGAGCUUCUGCACUGCUGCUUGAAGGAGCCUCAAGACAGAGAACAUGUCUUCCUAUAUGUGGGAAGUGAGGUUUCAUCAUGCCACUGGCUGAAGGCCUUUCUGGAGGGAAACAGUGCAGGAAUAGACUAUUACAAGGGAAGUGAAGCUGUGUUACUUCACCAAAUAGCUACUAACACUUUAUUAAUGUAUUAAUGUCCUAUCAUUGUAAUUUAGGAAGAGUUUCUCCGCUUCCUUACAGCCAUUGUUCCCUUAAUCAUUUUAUGCAGGCUGUAAUCCCCACUCCAAGAAAAGAAAUACAACAAAUUGAAAAAAUAUUCUUAGCAUGUUUUUAUUUUUUCCUAAAGUAAUCCUUACUUGGAACAGACAUGUCUGGAGAACAAAAAUACAGUAAUGCACAAAGUUUCACUUUAUAUUUUUCUACAGCUUGUAACUGCUUAUGUGACGACUGUAAAAAUACAGAUAAAUGUUAUUCUGCCAAAUAGAAAAAUGUGGGAUAUGCACUGAGGAAGUUACCAGUUGGAGGAAACAGAAGUAAUAUGAACGUAGUUCACCACGAUGAACUUUUCUCCCUGUUUGGAAGCUGAGAAUGAGAUGGGUAAUAGAUUCUGUAGUAAGUCAUGGGAGCAGGCUUUUAUGGGUAUUGCACUGCCAAAGCCGCAAAAAGACUAUGAUGCUAUUUUGUCAUCUUUAUAUUAUCCCUUUUUAUUGGCAGCCAGCUCUUACGUGGAUCUAGGAGAGGAGCAGCCAGGCUCCACCCCUUGCAGCAGCACAGCUGAAUUGUCUU